This is a messenger RNA of Eruca vesicaria subsp. sativa (arugula), 450 nucleotides long. NCBI's taxonomy places the organism in Eukaryota, Viridiplantae, Streptophyta, Magnoliopsida, Brassicales, Brassicaceae. The record is from the annotation of a GenBank genome assembly.
AUGGCGGCGUUCGCUGGAAUCACGAAUUCGAAUCCAACGUUUCUUCAGCUAAGGAUCUCUUCCACGAGUUUUCGUUAUGUGGCUCCGUGUAAUUCUAUUUCAUUUCCUCGUUCUUCGUCAUUCGUGAAUCUCAAUAGGAGAAGCCGUCUCUAUGUUCGGUCCAGUUCAGCUUCAGUGGCACCUGCAAUGGAGGGGCUUAAGCCAGCGAUAUCAUUGACGGAUGGUGCACUUAGGCAUCUGAAUAAGAUGAGAUCAGAACGGGGGGAAGAUCUGUGCUUGAGGAUUGGUGUCAAGCAAGGAGGUUGCUCGGGGAUGUCUUACACCAUGGACUUUGAGAACAGAGCCAACGCGAGACCAGAUGAUUCCACCAUUGAGUACCAAGGAUUCACUAUAACUUGGAUCAUUGAUCAGACUAGUAUGAUAUGCCUUGUGAUAGUCCUCGCUUCUUGA